CUCAUUCGACAGCAAUCACCGUCCACCCCAACACCAGCGGCACCCAAUGACCCAACCCGUCCCAAACAAAAACCACGGCGGCGCCCCCUCCGAGACGCCGGCACCACACGCACGCCGCCGCUACGGCCUACGGCGGCUGCCUCUCCGUCUCCUAGUCCUAGCCCGUACGCCACCCUCCCUCCUCCUCGUGCGUGGUCGGCGUCUCCACCUCCGCACCAGACCACCACACACCACCACCAUUCCAAGUUCCAACCGCCCUUCUCCUUCCUUCUCUCCUGUCUUGUUCGUUGCCGCCAAAGAGGGACAAGGAAGAAGCGGCGUAGCAGGAGCCGUACCGAGUACCGACUCUCGACAUGGCUUCAGCCGCGGCCGCGUCGCGCCCACCGGCGCCGCCACCGCCCCCGCCGCCUCCGCCUCCGCAGCCUGCGGCGGCGGCGGUGCAGUGGCUGGGGCCGCGGGUGUCGUUCAGCCUCGAGGACGCGGGCGGAGGGGGGAGGGAGGCGGCGGCGGCGGCGGGAGGGAAGACCGGGCCCGGCGCCGGCGCCGACUUCGAGUUCCUCCUCGGCGGGUGCGCGGCCGCGUCCAUGCUCCCCGCCGACGAGCUCUUCUCCGGGGGCAAGCUCGUCCCGCUCCGCAUCCCCGCGCCACCGGCGGAGGAGGAAGCGGUGGGGGCGGCGACGGCGGCGCAGACGACGGCUCUGCCGCCGAAGCACGCACAGCCGCCGGCCCCGGCGUCGGUGGCGGCGCAGCAACCGGAGGAGGCGAAGGGCGUGGCGGUGGUCGGCGUCGAGGAGCCCAAGAUCCCGGCGCGGAGGUGGCGGGAUCUCCUCCGGCUACGCAAGCAGCAGGCGUCGUCGGGGUCGGCGGCGGCGAGUGCGUCGUCGGAGCCGAGGCCGCUGCGCCGGCUGCUCCGCCGCGGGCCGAAGCCGCCGGAGCCGGAGCCGUCCCUGAGCCUGCCGCUGCUCCGCGAGGUCGGCCCCGACGAGCCGGACAAGACCGCCGAGAAGGCAACGCCAGCCCCCGCGCCGGCGCCGAUCUCGGCGACCCCAACGCCGCCGGCACCACCACCAGCGUCCCAGCAGCACCAGAACCUGCCUCCGAAGAUCCGCCUCCCCCCAUCUCAGCAGGCGGCGGCGGCGGCGCCCCCGCCGCCCCCGCCGCCUCCCCCUCCGGCGGUCGUCGCGGCCGACAGCCCGCGCCUGAACGCGGCCGGCAAGGUGGUGUUCAACGGGCUGGGGCGGAGCUCCAGCAGCCCGAGCAGCCUCGCCGGCGGGCGGCGCGGCCACCGCGCGGGCGGCGCCAUGGAGCGGUCCUACUCGGCGCACGUCCGCGUGGCGCCCGUGCUCAACGUGCCCGUCUACUCCCUCCGCGGCUCCCGCAAGUCCGUCUCCGUGUUCGGCAUCGACCGCCUCUUCUCCCCGUCCGCCGCGGCCGCCGCCUCCUCCUCCUCGGGCGCCCCUUCCUCCGCCGGCGGGACCAAGAAGAACAAGGCCGCGAAGAAGGACGUGCCCGCCGCCGGCGCCGCUCCUCAGUAACUUCUUGUUACCAUCGCCAUUGACGAGCUCGCUCUUCCGUUGAAAUCAACCUCGUGCUUGAUCUUGCGACGCGUGAUCAGAGUGGUUAGCUAGUGCUUCUUGCGGACAAACCGGGCGGUUAAUCUGGCAUGUAAAUACAGGCGAGUGAGUGUUGAAUCGGAUGAUGAAUCCGUGAGUGAACGGGCAAGUGAGCUUUUUGCCGUUUUUUACUUUUAUUACAGUGUUCUCUUUGGCUGCUUGCAUAGUGCUGUCUGAUGUUGAGCUCGUUGCAUCGGAAUUCGUGAGCAUUUUUUGUGGUGUGCUCGUGCUGGGAAAAGCCGGCUGGAUGAAGCUUUUGGUGCUUU
Panicum virgatum (switchgrass) is the source of this 1879-nucleotide messenger RNA. Its product is annotated as formin-like protein 3. The record is from RefSeq and is a predicted model, not a curated record. NCBI's taxonomy places the organism in Eukaryota, Viridiplantae, Streptophyta, Magnoliopsida, Poales, Poaceae. The transcript has a single exon. Bases 354 to 1535 code for a protein of 393 amino acids.